Molecule: messenger RNA, 7338 nt
Organism: Sceloporus undulatus (fence lizard)
Lineage: Eukaryota; Metazoa; Chordata; Lepidosauria; Squamata; Phrynosomatidae
Gene: NCOA7
Product: nuclear receptor coactivator 7
Exons: 17
Coding region: 420-3335 (971 amino acids)
Biological process (GO): response to oxidative stress; regulation of transcription by RNA polymerase II
Cellular component (GO): nucleus
Source: RefSeq, a predicted model, not a curated record
GGCCUCUGGGGGGAUUUGGGGGGAGGAGAAGCUGGAGAGGAAGAGGGACCCCUUGGGGCUCAGUCCAUGCUGCCGCUCUAGCUCCAGCCUGGCCAGCCCUGGAGGAAAGGAAGGAAGGAAGGAGGGAGGGAGGCAGGGAGGCUGGGUGGGGGCCUCAGCUGCAGCAGAGGAGCCUGCAGAAUCUGGGCACCGCUUUCCCCUCCUUCCCUUCCCUCCCUUCCCUGCAGAGGGGACCGACCUUCUUCCUUCCUUCUCUUGGGGACCAUGAAGCCUGAGAAAGGCCCUUGCUUCCUGGAGGGAUGAAGAGAGAAGCCUCCCCUUCCAGAGAGGGACACAUGUAGGGACCAUUUGUGGACAUGAAGCAGUAACUGAAGGCAGGAAAUCUCAGUUACUUCACCUUCCACUUUUCACAGUUUACUAUGGAGACCAAAGAAGAGAAAAAAGAGAGAAGGCAAGGUUACUUUGCCCGUUUGAAGAAGAAGCGGCUAGCUAAACAAAAUGCAGAGGCAACUUCUACAAAUGGAACCACUGUAUGUAGAAGUCCAACGGGAAAAGAUGAUGUCAUUUUGGGUCAAGCCAGUGGUGCUCAUGAAAAUGGCAAACAUUCUGGCGAAAAAGAGGACUAUGAGAAAAAAAAGAAAAAGGGCAGUCAGCCAAAGGAUAUUAGGCGCACAGAUCUUAAGAGAUUUUAUAUUACUGAUGACAAUCAAACCAAAACAAAUGAGAAGAAAGAAAAGAAAAUGGUUUCUCAGAGACCUCAUGGUACAAUUGAAUAUACGGCUGGAAGCCAAGAUACGCUGAAUAGCAUAGCCCUGAAAUUUAACAUCACUCCAAAUAAACUUGUGGAACUCAAUAAGCUUUUCACACAUACAAUUGUUCCAGGCCAGGUUCUGUAUGUGCCAGAUAUUGAGCCUGUUUCUACAGCAGUGAAACUAAAUUCCUCAAGUCCUGGUGCUGCCGUUUCACCUUCAUCAUCAGAUGCAGAGUAUGAUAAACUUCCGGAUGCUGAUUUAGCAAGGAAGGCUUGUAGACCACUUCACAGAGUCCUAUCAUCCACAUCAGAGGAAGAUGAGCCAGUUGUUGUCAAAUUUUUAAAAAUGAAUUGUCGAUACUUCACAGAUGGCAAGGGUGUGGUAGGAGGAGUCAUGAUAGUCACUCCCAACAACAUCAUGUUUGACCCUCACAAGUCAGAUCCACUGGUAAUUGAAAACGGCUGUGAAGAGUAUGGGCUUAUUUGUCCCAUGGAGGAGGUUGUUUCGAUUGCACUCUACAAUGAUAUCUCUCACAUGAAGAUUAAAGAUGCUCUGCCAUCUGACAUUCCAAAGGAUCUUUGUCCUCUGUACAGGCCAGGAGAGUGGGAAGACCUUGCUUCUGAAAAGGACAUCAAUCCUUUCAGCAAAUUUAAAUCCAUGAACAAGGAGAAGAAGAAGCAGAAAUCAGAUGGUUUUGCCAACCCUAAUUCCAACCUGAUAAAAUCCUCAGACAAGGAGAAAUCUACAGAUUUUGAAAUUGUUAAAUCUUCUGAAAGUUCUUCCCUGAUGACAUCUUGGUCAGCAGAAGCCCCAAAGGACUCUAGUGUUCCUGUAUCUUCAAAAAAGGUAGCUACAGAAAGUUCUGGAGAGAGAGUUACUCUAGACUUAACCAAAGACAAUUCUCUUCUGGAUGAGGAUGGCUUCAUUGAUCUGGAAGAGACAUCAUCACAGAUUGACAGCAGAGUUAGCCACAGAGAUGCAGGCGUAGUGGAUGUUUCCAAGGAUCUUAAAAUAGGAGAGAAAGUUAGGGUAGCAGCAACAAAUGAAGAAAAUUGUAAGCAAUUAGUAUUGGAUUCAUCAAGGGCUAAACAAACUGUCCCUAAAGAUGUGCUUGAUUUGGAGUCCUGUGAAAAGCUAGAUGUAGUGCCUGAAGUGAACAAGGGAGGUAGUUCACCAACAAAUAAAGUAGAGACCACCCUUGAUGUAGAAAAAGAACUGAAUAAAGAUAAGCUUAUUGAAUUUUACCUCAAUAAAGUUAAAGAUGAGCCACAGUCUACUGAGGACUUGGGUAAGGCUGAUGUCAAGGAAGAGGGAAACAGUAUACCAGUGGGCAUAGAUCUUACACUUAGCUCUUCACAUUCCCAUGACACUGAAGACCCUACAGACAAAAGGGGAGGGCCUGACUUAGGUUCUGUUGAAAAUAAAGACUUAUUAUCAAACAUUGGCUCAGCAUCAGGAACAGAAAAGAAAGAGUUUGAAGGAUCACUCGCUUCUUCAUUGACAUCUCAUCUAGAUAGUAAUUCCGAAAUCAGACUAUGGCUGCUGCAAAGGAUCCAAGUGCCCAUUGAAGGUACAGUUGCAGAAGAAGGUAUGCCAAACUGUGGCCUGUACCAGGGUGAGCAUGCAGUUCAUACAACGGAUGAAAUGUAUGUAGGCUCUCAUGAUAUGCUUCCUUCCAAAGAAGAGAAAAGCAAGACCCCCCCAAUGUUUCUGUGCAUCAAAGUGGGCAAGCCUAUGAGGAAGUCAUUCAGUUCCCAGAAUACUACAAUGGCACAACAAUAUAGUAAAAAAAGAAAACAACCAGAAUACUGGUUUGCUGUGCCUCGAGAAAGGGUGGAUCAUCUGUAUACGUUUUUUGUGCAGUGGUCACCUGAUGUCUAUGGCAAAGAUGCUAAGGACCAGGGUUUUGUAGUGGUGGAAAAGGAGGAGCUGGACAUGAUAGACAACUUCUUCAGUGAACCCUCAACGAAAAGCUGGGAGAUUAUUACUGUGGAAGAGGCAAAACGCCGAAAGAGUGUUUGCAGCUAUUGUGAAGAAGAUGAUGGUGAGGUUGAUGAAGAUGAUGAUGCAUUGCCUGUUUUAAAAAAUCAGAGUGCACUCUUAGAAAAUAUGCAUGUGGAACAGCUUGCCCGAUGCCUGCCAGCAAGAGUUCAGGGAUAUCCAUGGAGACUUGUCUACAGCACACAAGAACAUGGAACCAGCUUGAAAACUCUGUAUCGAAAAUCAACCUCUCUCGAUAGUCCAGUCCUGCUUAUUGUCAAGGACAUGGAUAAUCAGAUAUUUGGGGCUUAUGCAACACAUCCUUUCAGGUUCAGUGAUCACUAUUAUGGCACUGGAGAAACUUUCCUAUACACAUUUAAUCCUCUUUUCAAGGUUUUUAAAUGGAGUGGAGAAAACACUUAUUUUAUCAACGGAGAUGUAACAUCAUUAGAACUUGGAGGCGGAGAUGGUAGGUUUGGAUUAUGGUUAGAUGCUGAUUUAUAUCAUGGUCGGAGCAACUGUUGCAGCACAUUCAAUAAUGAUAUUUUAUCCAAAAAAGAAGACUUUGUCAUCCAGGAUGUGGAAGUAUGGACAUUUGAGUGAUGUAGCUGCUGCCUUAAAAAGCUGAACUUGAAUUUACUGAGCAUUCAGUGAAUGCUGAAAAUUGGAAUGUAGACUGCCUUACAACAGAACAUGCUUUUCGACCCCUGAAAUCAGGAUAAACUAAUAUUCAAGAAGAGUAAGGCAAAGAUUGGGCAUAACUCAUGUCUUAUUCUUGCUCUGCCAGUAUUCCUACACUGUGGUUGAAAGAUGUUUGUGGAAGGCAACUGUACCAUACAAGUUUAUUAAAAGCUGUUUUAUUACUUCCUGUUACUGUGAAAGAAUUCUGUGGAAAAAUCAUAGAGCCAUGUAGAACAUUCCAUGUGUAUUUUUAUUCACACUGAAAGUGAAAACCAAAAGGAGGGAAACGUGGUAUUACCAAAUUCUGCAGCACAAAGUAGUGGUCAUUAGGUAUACAGCACUUAAAGGGAACAUUUUUUUUAAAAAAAGGAAUAUAUUUAUUAUUUGUAUAAUACUUCUUCCCCUGAAAUGUAUUAGGCAUGUUUUUCCUUUUAAAAACAAGCAAAAAAAAAAAAAAAGCAAAUUUCAGAAUUUGCUAGAAAGAUGUAUUGAUUGAAGCACAUGUCAGUGCAGUGGUGAAUUGUUUUGAUUUCUUAGGUUUUAAAAAAUAUUUUGCUGUUUUUAAAUGUAAAAAAUACAUUUGUUGCUUUUUCUAAUUAUUUUUGGGAUCUUGGCUUUUAACAUUGUUAUGAAUUGUUUGAGAUUGGUUCAUUAUCAGUUCCCAUUAUCAAACAUGCCUGUUUGGUUGUGUGGCAACAAUUGAAGAGAGAUUCUGUUUUUAAUUUGUGAGAAAGGUAAGAAAGAAAGAGCCACAUUAUUGUAGGGCAAAAAACUGAAUUUUCAGUUGCAUCCUACAGAUUACUUGAAACUCUUUGUUUGGCGGUGGGUGGGGAUGGGAGAAGUCAGGUCUCUAAACCGGUGCUUGAUUUCUUCUUGUAUAGUAAGUUAAAUUACUUUUGUUGCUGAUAAGAAAAGGAAACAUUUUAAAGGACAUUUUCAUAUAGCCAAGUGUUCAUUUGAGGACACCGUACAUGAGAAUCUGGGGUCUAACUUCAGCUUGCUACAUUAAAAAAAAAACAUCAAUUAAAUGUUGUAUUGAAGCAAGGUUUUUAGAAUAUUUUCCUUUCAUAAAAAUAGUUUGGUUAGAAAAGAAUGGGAAAACAUAAUAUAAUCUGUUUCCCCAAAACCUUAUAAUAUUAUACUAACCAUUUGAUCCUUAACAGAUUUUUAAAAAAUUUAAGUCAAUGUGAGAGAGGGCUUUUAAAAAAAAUAGAUAUAUGUUUCUGUAUUUCUUUUAAAAUAUCAGUCGAUCUUUAUAUUACACCUUCUGGUACAAGGCUACAACUGUGGUGCUUCAGAUGUUGGCCUGUAUCCAGUUUAGGUAAUGUUAUGAGAGUAAAUGGAAGUGAUAGUCCUAAAAUAACAACAACAACAAACCCAGUGAAACCCAAACAAACAGCUCUUCUCCCCCACUACCAGGUGCUUACCCUAGUCUAAACUACCACAUGGCACACUAACCUGUUGUUUCUCCAAAGUGUAUCCCAUUCACUUUGGGGUUUUUUCCAGUUGAUAUGGAAAUAACCAGAACCAUCUAGACAUCAGGGUUUACCCUGGUUAGCUUCCAAGACAUCAGACAACUGUUUAUACUCUUCCAUUCUCUUGGUGGUAUACAGCUUUUGUCAUCUUGGACCCAUGUUGGAAAGACUUUUUUUACAUUUUGUUUUAUAUAUAGAAACAAAAGGGAAGAAGCAGCUCCUCUUUGCUUAAUAGACGACACUCACAGUAUAAGUUUCAAACUUAAUACAGUUAUGCAACAAGUCCUGUUUAGAUGUUCAUAUCCCCUUUACGUGAACAUGUGAAUGUGGUGUGUGACAUGAUCUGCCUAUCCCAUUACCAACACCACAGCAUCCGUAUGUAUGGCACAAAUAUCUGUAGGAAAGGUCUUAUGUACACACAGCUGCAUAGGCCUUCUCUUGAUACCUUUGACCCAUAGACAUCAAUAGUGAAAGAGAUAUGUACCCUGUUGGCCAGAAUUCCACUUCUCAAUUACAUGUUCUGAUAAAUGGGGAUGUGAAAAGUUGAAGAAACUAGAAGACAUAUCUGAGGUAGGCUUGAUGGCCAAACAGCAAGAGAAAAAAUAGCAAUGUCAGAGUCACAGGCCUAUAUUUUGUCAAGAUGUUGUUGUCAUUUUCAGUUAAGAUGGUAUGGUGGGAUAUUCAUGUAGGCAGACGUCGCACCUCUUUUUUGGCCAUGCAGUUUCUAGGAGACAAAGAAUUGUAAAGCCCAAGAGAUAAAUUUUAAAUUCCAUUAGGACUCCAUCUGUCUUGUGACAUUCAAAAUUCACAUCCUAAGAAGAGAGAUGGUAGCCUUGCACAGGACAGAAGCAGCCUGGAUCUCCAGGAGUUUGUUUUUCCCCCCUAUUGCUAAUGGUGUUUUAAUUUUAUUUCCUGCACUCUGCCUACGUGGAUAUCCCUCCAUACCAUAUUAACUGAGAACAACAAUAUAUUGACAAAGGAGAUUAUCACACUUGCAAAUCCCGCCAGGAUAGAUGUUGGAGUGAAAAGUCAAAACUGGGUGUUAUUGCACACAGCCAUGGCUGGACAAGUGCAACCUGUCUGUACCCCGGACCCCAGUGACAUUUAUCCAGGAGCUUUUCAAAAAUGGCAAAGUCCAGUUUUUGAAAAGCUCCUGGAUAAGUGGCGGGGAUCCACUUAGCAGAUGGGUUACACUUGCCUGGCCUCAGCUGUGCACAAUAACACCCGGUUUGGAUUUUUCAAUCCCGCAUCUAUUCUGGCAAGAUUUGCAGUUGUGAUAAUCUCCAAAAUGUAGGCCUGUGACUAUAACAUUGACAUUUGUUUCUUUCUACGAUUUUUAACACCUUUGCCUGAUGAAGAAGCCAAUGGAGCUUUGAAAGCUUUCAUAAUAUGUAUUUUGGUUGUCCCAAUAAAGUUAUUGCUGUUUUAUGGAUUUUGGAUGUUACUGUACUUUGAAGAGACUAGACUUGUUGACAAAUUUUGGUAUAUAUGACUGUAUGGAGCAAAAACAUACACAUCUGGUUUGGAGUGUGCUGAUGCUGUUGGAAACAUGCUGGCAAUUAGGACCUGCUGCAAGUGUGAACAUUAAAAGAAAUGUUUUCUUAUUAAUCACAUGUGGUGGUAUACACAGAAGGAGCACACAUAAUUUCUCUUCACAGUGAGAACCUGUGUGUGUGUGCCUUCAGGCUGCCUGCCGACUUACGGUGACCCAUGGAUUCUAUAGGGUUUUCUUAGGCAAGGAAUACACAGAGGUGGUUUUGCCAGUUCCUUCCUCUGAAAUGUAUUCAUUGGCUGUGACCCAUCCAAGUACAAACCUGGGCUGGGGAUCAAUAAGAAUAUAAAGGAGAGCCAGCAUGCUGUAGUAGUUGGAGCACUGGACUACAACUCUGGAUUCCUCACUGUGCCAUGGAAACCCACUAGGGUCACACUCAUCCCCAGAAAACCCUGUGAUGGGCUUUCUUUAGGACCACUAUAUAUCAGAAACAACUUGAAGGCACACAGCAAAAAGAGUAUAAAGAUAUAUGAUUACCAUGUGAUUUAUAGGCAAAUGGACAAAGUUUAAAAGGGUAAAAAACAGACUUAGGAUGUUUUGUUAACACCUAAGCUUUUCACGCUGCUUUCCACUAUAUAUUCUGACCAUCAAGUACUACUCACGACAAACUUUCACUAUAACAAUGAUCUACUGUUAUUGUAAUAUUUGGAAGACACUCAGAGUACCUCUAAAGGAAGGUUUUAUGAAUGCCAAAUGUGAGUUUCAAGCAAAAGAUUUUUGAUAUUUGACAUAUUGUUCCAUCCUAUUAUACUUGUCAGAGCAUAUCUGAGGCAUUUGUGUUCUGUAUCAAAACAGUGUUGUCCUAUCAAAAUUCUGUGAUCCUUCAAAAACUAUGGAUAUUUAAUAUAUGUAAUGCAGUGCUAUCGCAACAUUUUCAAUAAAGGAAUUUAUGCAUUCA